Drosophila biarmipes is the source of this 1323-nucleotide messenger RNA. RefSeq names its product rRNA 2'-O-methyltransferase fibrillarin (gene Fib). Gene Ontology annotation, molecular function: RNA binding; histone H2AQ104 methyltransferase activity; rRNA methyltransferase activity. Bases 125 to 1159 code for a protein of 344 amino acids. NCBI's taxonomy places the organism in Eukaryota, Metazoa, Arthropoda, Insecta, Diptera, Drosophilidae. The record is from RefSeq and is a predicted model, not a curated record. Gene Ontology annotation, cellular component: small-subunit processome; nucleolus; box C/D methylation guide snoRNP complex. Gene Ontology annotation, biological process: box C/D sno(s)RNA 3'-end processing; rRNA methylation. The transcript is spliced from 3 exons.
GGUGUGGACACACUGGCGCACACACGUGUUUUUCUUUUCAAGCGUUUUGGUUGCCGCGUGUUAACGGACCCAAUUCACAUUUCGACGAAAGUUGUAUUAAAAAGUGCAAGUACAGCAGCUUAAAAUGGGCAAACCAGGAUUCAGUCCACGCGGUGGUGGCGGCGGCGGCGGCGGAGGAGGCGGUGGCUUCCGUGGUCGUGGCGGCGGCGGAGGCGGUGGCGGCCGUGGUGGCGGCGGCGGAUUCGGUGGAGGAGGCCGUGGCCGCGGAGGCGGUGGAGAUCGCGGCAGUCGUGGUGGCUUUGGAGGCGGCGGCGGCCGUGGAGGCGGAGGGCGUGGUGGCGGCGGCGGUCGCGGUGGCUUCGGAGGACGAGGUGGCGGCGGCGGCCGUGGAGGCGGUGGUCGCGGCGGCGGAGGACGUGGUGGUGGCGCCGGCGGCUUCAAGGGCGGCAAAACCGUCACCAUCGAGGCCCAUCGUCACGAGGGAGUGUUCAUUGCCCGCGGCAAGGAGGACGCCCUGGUCACCAGGAACUUUGUCCCCGGAUCCGAGGUCUACGGCGAGAAGCGCAUCUCCGUCGAGACCAAUGGCGAGAAGAUCGAGUACCGUGUGUGGAACCCCUUCCGCUCCAAGCUGGCUGCCGCCGUGCUGGGUGGCGUUGAGCAGAUUCACAUGCCGCCGGGCUCCAAGGUGCUCUACCUGGGCGCCGCCUCCGGAACGACAGUCUCGCACGUGUCGGAUGUGGUCGGGCCCGAGGGCCUUGUCUACGCCGUGGAGUUCUCACACCGAUCCGGUCGCGACCUGAUCAACGUGGCCAAGAAGCGCACCAACAUCAUACCCAUCAUCGAGGACGCUCGCCAUCCGCACAAGUACCGCAUGCUGGUGGGCAUGGUGGACACGAUCUUCGCCGACGUCGCCCAGCCGGAUCAGGGCCGCAUUGUGGCGCUGAAUGCCCAGCACUUCCUGAAGAACGGCGGCCACUUCGUCAUCUCGAUCAAGGCCUCCUGCAUCGACUCGACGGCGCAGCCGGAGGCGGUAUUCGCUGCCGAGGUGAAGAAGAUGCAGGCGGACAAGCUGAAGCCGCAGGAGCAGCUCACGCUGGAGCCCUACGAGCGAGACCACGCCGUCGUCGUCGGCGUCUACCGACCACCGCCCAAGCAGUAGGACGACCCGCUGCCUGGCUUAGUUUUAAGGCUAUUGUACUAAUACAGACGUGUUGUAUUAAGUUUCUUUUAAAUAUAAAACCAUAGUUGUAAAGAUAAAUCAAAAUGCAAACUAUUUUUGUAGCAGACGUACAAAAUAUACACAGAAACCAAAAGCAAAUGAAA